AUGCACCUAUACCCCCUCCUCUUCCUGCUGGUUGCCAUGGCAGCAGGAGGAUGCGUUGCCGUGACGACGAUUCAGGGCGUGCGCGGCUGCGCAGUGAGAGACUUCUCCUUUGUGGCUCAAAAACCAGGAUGUAGGAGUCUGCACAUCACCACAGAAGCCUGCUGGGGGCGCUGUCACACCUGGGAGAAGCCUGUCCUGGAGCCUCCCUACAUCCACCGUCAUCACCGGGUCUGCACCUACAGCCGUAGUCGCCCCAUGGCAGCCCGUCUGCCUGGGUGCCUGCCGCAUGUGUCUCCUCUGUAUCACUAUCCUCUGGCUCUGUCCUGUCACUGCUCCAUCUGCUCCACCAGCGACACGGAGUGUGAGACCUUCUGA
Molecule: messenger RNA, 375 nt
Organism: Knipowitschia caucasica
Lineage: Eukaryota; Metazoa; Chordata; Actinopteri; Gobiiformes; Gobiidae
Source: the annotation of a GenBank genome assembly